Molecule: messenger RNA, 1622 nt
Organism: Thamnophis sirtalis
Lineage: Eukaryota; Metazoa; Chordata; Lepidosauria; Squamata; Natricidae
Source: RefSeq, a predicted model, not a curated record
AAGGACGUCGUACCCUCUGAGCUGCAGCUUCUUUUGCCAGGACCCGGCGCGCCUCCUGCCCGACCCUUCGCGCUCCCUUGGCCUUCCGCCUCCGGCCACCCCUCGCAACCCGCUUCAGUCAUGGGGAAGCAGAACAGCAAACUGCGUCCAGAAAUGCUCCAAGACCUGCGGGAGAACACCGAAUUCUCCGACCUGGAACUCCAGGAGUGGUACAAGGGCUUCUUGAAAGAUUGCCCCACGGGCAUCCUCAACGUGGAGGAGUUCAAGAAAAUCUAUGCCAACUUCUUCCCUUACGGGGAUGCCUCCAAGUUUGCCGAGCACGUCUUCCGCACUUUUGACACCAAUGGCGACGGCACCAUCGACUUUCGAGAGUUCAUCAUCGCGCUGAGCGUCACUUCCCGGGGGAAAUUGGAGCAGAAACUGAUGUGGGCAUUCAGCAUGUACGACCUCGAUGGCAAUGGCUACAUCAGCAGGGAAGAGAUGCUGGAGAUUGUCCAGGCUAUCUACAAAAUGGUCUCAUCAGUGAUGAAGAUGCCAGAUGAUGAAUCAACUCCCGAGAAACGGACGGAAAAAAUCUUCCGACAGAUGGAUACCAAUAAUGAUGGAAAACUGUCCCUGGAGGAGUUCAUCAAAGGUGCCAAGAGUGACCCGUCCAUCGUGAGGCUGCUGCAGUGCGAUCCCAGCAGUGCCUCCCAGUUCUGAGCACCUCCCCACUGCCCAGGAGGCUCUGGGUGUGCCCACCUCCCCAAACAGCACCCACCUUCACCGGGCGUCUCCGAGGAAGUCACCAGCCUCCUCCCGUUCCUGCUUGGACAUCGAAGCGAGGAGCACCUGCCAGUCGACUGAAUUUUCUUCUGACUCACAGAUCUUUCCUUUCUCCCCUCCCUCAACACUGUAGCUUGAUGUGAAUGUGACACGAUGUGGGGUGCACUUGAGGGGGGCGGGCAAAGCCGGAGUCUGACCAGCCAGUCUUCUGUCACCCACCCACCCCGGUUGGGGUCAGCCGAAAGGGGCCGCUCGCCUGCUGCUGGCUCAUGGCCCACUCAUAUUCCCACUGCAGGGCUCCGAGUGCGAGCACAGCUUUUGCUGGUGAAAGUGAGGUCUGUAGCCUGAGGCUCCGGUUGCAAAUGCCAACGAAGCCGAAAGGCCACUGAGAGGGACCCCAGCAUAUGCCUGGACAACUCCCGGUCGGGCAGCGUAUAAAUUUAACAGAUUAGCAUAAUAAAUUAUUAAAAUGCCACUAAGCCAGAUCAGUUAUGUAUACGAAGUACAUGUCUCUGCUUUGCAUUGUUUAGGAGGCCCUCAGUGGAGCAGCUCUGGCAUUUCCAAGCAGAGUCUGUAAUGCUGAGGAUCAUUUGGAUAAGCACCCUUAGGGCUGGGCAGCUGUCAAAAGCGCUUUCGGGGGUUUUUUUUGUUGCUUCUGCUCCUUCCUUCCUUCCUUCCUUCCUUCCUUCCUUCCUUCCUUCCUUCCUUCCUUCCUUCCCAGGAGCAGAGAAGCACCAGAGGUCCAAAACAUUUUGUUCCUGCCCAGCUUUGAUCUACAUUCAGUACCAUUUAAUGCAAAUGACCUUAGCUCAUUUUCCACAGCCCACAGCAGACCCCUCCAGAGUCACAGCCACACA